Medicago truncatula (barrel medic) is the source of this 411-nucleotide messenger RNA. RefSeq names its product cyclin-dependent protein kinase inhibitor SMR12. The coding region runs from base 1 to 411 and encodes 136 amino acids. Gene Ontology annotation, cellular component: nucleus. The transcript has a single exon. The record is from RefSeq and is a predicted model, not a curated record. Gene Ontology annotation, biological process: regulation of DNA endoreduplication. Lineage: Eukaryota; Viridiplantae; Streptophyta; Magnoliopsida; Fabales; Fabaceae.
AUGUCAAAUUCAGAGCUAUUUCACAUCAAAGAUGACAAAGAAGAGUGUAGCAACAACAAUUUGAAGGGUUUGAAGAGACCAAUAUCGUUGAUGUUUAAGGAAGAACAAAACAUAGUGUUGUCUAAGCAAAAACAAGAUUUAGAGGUAGACACAACAACAUCAUCAAGAGAAUUGGAAAAUGAAGAAGAUGAAGAUGAUGGAUUCAAAACUCCAACUCAUUUUGAUAAUAGAAUCCAAAUACCAAAGCAAUGUCCACUUGCACCAAGAAAAACUAAACCACAUAUGAAAAGAAGGAAAGCACAAUGCAAACAACUACUUGAUGUGUCAAGAGAAGUUGAAUUAUUGUUCCAAAUCAAGAACAAAACAUUUUCAAGUUCACAACAAAGUACCAAGAAAGCUCGAAGAAAAUAG